CACAAACAAACAUAUCAGAUCAAUUCAAUUAUAUAUAAGCGCGACCAAGAACAACAACAACGACGACAACAAGAAGAUCGAGGAAGAAUUAAGGAUCGACGACGAUGAUGAUGAUUAUGAGGAAAGGACCGUGGACAGAAGAAGAAGACAUCCAGCUUGUCUUGUUUGUGAAUCUCUAUGGAGACAGGAGAUGGGAUUUCAUUGCUAAGGUUUCAGGUCUGCGAAGGACAGGAAAGAGUUGCCGACUCCGAUGGGUGAACUACCUUCAUCCCGGUCUCAAGAGAGGAAAGAUGACUCCCCAAGAAGAAUGCCUCGUCCUUCAACUCCAUUCCAAAUGGGGAAAUAGAUGGUCUAGGAUAGCACGCAAGUUGCCUGGUCGUACCGACAACGAGAUAAAAAAUUACUGGAGGACUCUCAUGAGAAAGACUGCUCAAGAGAAAAAGAGCGACCAUAUAUCUCGCGAUCACUCCUCACCCAUGAUCUCAAACUCCUCUUCAUCGUCGGGUAGCAAUCCCGUGUCCUCCAUGCUGGUUGGGGAUUGUGACGAGAGAAGCUUCUACGAUACUGGCGGUUUGGAACACGUUGACUCGGUUAAUCCUAAGACAAAGGACGAAGAAGGAGAAGAAGAAGGAGACGAAGAGGAGACGAGCAAUGACAUAUGGAAGGACAUAACCAUGAGCGAAACAAACAUGUUUUGUGAUGGAAACUUGUCUAAUAAUUACCAAACAAUGCCUUCACCGAUAUGGGACAAAUAUUCGCCCGGAUCGUUGUGGAAUAUUCUAGAUACGGACGAGAGCAAGAUGUUUGCGCCUCUUUGCAGCGGCAGCCAUCAAAGUUUUGCAGGAUAUGACAAUCAAGUGAACAUGUAUGAUCUUAGCGGGUAGCUAACUUGUUCUUUAUUCAUUGUAGACGUGUUUAAUAAAUAAACAAUCUGAUCAAUAUGCAUGUUAUAACAUUUAGUCCAUUAAUAUUUGGAUAGCUAUAUAUAGUGUAUGUACGUAAGUACGUAGUCAUGCAUGUAGUCGAUCGAUCUCACUCUCUUUAGAUAUGGUAGUACAUCCACCAUGUGUUUAAUUAUCUCUAUUGUAUGUUCUCAUCAUUUACCACUACUAUAUAUUGAUAUAUAGUUCAAUAUGUUGUAUUAUGUACUAUAAAUAAAUGAAUAUUGUCACAUAUUAAUAUGUGAAAUUAAUUUCCUU
This is a messenger RNA of Impatiens glandulifera, 1199 nucleotides long. Its product is annotated as transcription factor MYB59-like. Bases 105 to 884 code for a protein of 259 amino acids. The transcript has 3 exons. NCBI's taxonomy places the organism in Eukaryota, Viridiplantae, Streptophyta, Magnoliopsida, Ericales, Balsaminaceae. Gene Ontology annotation, cellular component: nucleus. The record is from RefSeq and is a predicted model, not a curated record. Gene Ontology annotation, molecular function: sequence-specific DNA binding; DNA-binding transcription factor activity. Gene Ontology annotation, biological process: regulation of DNA-templated transcription.